AUGUCUCAAAGAAAGUACGCACUUGAUAUUUUACAGGAUUCAGGACUUCUAGGCGCACGCCCAGACAAGUUCCCAAUGGAACAGAAUUUGAAACUCACUCCCACAAAUGGAGAAUUACUGAAUGAUCCAACCAAAUACAGGAGACUGGUUGGCCGAUUGAUCUACCUUACUGUCACAAGGCCUGAUAUAGUCUAUCCUGUUCGAACACUAAGUCAAUUCAUGCAUCAGCCUCGCAGACCUCAUUGGGAUGCCGCCAUACGAGUCCUUAAAUACCUCAAGGGGACUCCAGGUCAGGACUGGGGAGGUUGUCGUGCGACAAGGAGAUCAGUUACAGGAUACUGUGUUUUUCUUGGAAAUUCACUCAUCUCAUGGAAAUCCAAGAAACAAACCAAUGUUUCAAGAUCAUCAGCAGAAGCUGAAUAUCGAGCUAUGGCCAACACAUGUUUGGAGUUGACUUGGUUACGCUUUAUACUACAGGAUUUAAAAGUCCCACAGAUAGCUCAUGCACCAUUGUUUUGUGAUAAUCAGUCAGCUUUGUAUAUUGCCGCUAAUCCUGUUUUCCAUGAGCGUACAAAGCACAUCGAAAUUGAUUGUCACAUAGUUUGA
Molecule: messenger RNA, 606 nt
Organism: Prunus armeniaca (apricot)
Lineage: Eukaryota; Viridiplantae; Streptophyta; Magnoliopsida; Rosales; Rosaceae
Source: the annotation of a GenBank genome assembly